UCAGCCUUCAGAGGUGUUUUACAGGUGAUUACAGGUAAUACAGUUCAGGCCUAGAAGUCCAAUGAAGUCUGUCUAAGGUGCUAGUGAGUGGCAGAGCGGGGAUCUGAAUGCAGGACUCUGGCUCCAGAGACUGAACUCUGAACUAGCCUGCUGUGGAGUGAGGUGCAUCUUCAUGGAGGAACACGGAGUGACCCAGACUGAACACAUGGCUACCAUAGAAGCACACGCAGUGGCCCAGCAAGUACAGCAGGUUCACGUGGCCACCUAUACUGAGCACAGUAUGCUGAGUGCUGAUGAAGACUCGCCUUCUUCCCCUGAAGACACCUCCUAUGAUGACUCGGAUAUACUCAACUCCACGGCCGCUGAUGAGGUAACAGCCCAUUUGGCUGCUGCAGGUCCUGUGGGAAUGGCGGCGGCGGCUGCUGUGGCAACAGGAAAAAAACGGAAACGGCCUCAUGUGUUUGAGUCUAAUCCAUCUAUCCGGAAGAGGCAGCAAACACGUUUGCUCCGGAAACUUCGAGCUACAUUAGAUGAAUAUACUACUCGAGUAGGACAGCAAGCUAUUGUCCUCUGUAUCUCACCCUCCAAACCCAACCCUGUCUUUAAAGUGUUUGGUGCAGCACCUUUGGAGAAUGUGGUUCGUAAGUACAAGAGCAUGAUACUGGAAGACCUGGAGUCGGCUCUGGCCGAACACGCCCCUGCGCCCCAGGAGGUGAACUCAGAGCUGCCGCCGCUCACCAUCGACGGAAUUCCAGUCUCUGUGGACAAAAUGACCCAGGCCCAGCUUCGGGCGUUUAUCCCGGAGAUGCUCAAGUACUCCACAGGCCGGGGGAAGCCAGGCUGGGGGAAGGAGAGCUGCAAGCCUAUCUGGUGGCCGGAGGACAUCCCAUGGGCCAAUGUCCGGAGCGAUGUCCGCACGGAAGAGCAGAAGCAGCGGGUUUCAUGGACACAGGCACUACGGACCAUAGUUAAAAACUGUUAUAAACAGCAUGGGCGGGAAGAUCUUCUGUAUGCCUUUGAAGAUCAACAGACACAAACACAGGCCACAACCACACACAGUAUAGCCCAUCUGGUACCGUCACAGACAGUAGUCCAGACCUUUAGUAACCCUGAUGGCACUGUCUCGCUUAUCCAGGUUGGCACCGGCGCAACAGUAGCCACCUUGGCUGAUGCUUCAGAGUUGCCAACCACAGUCACUGUUGCCCAGGUGAACUAUUCCGCUGUGGCUGAUGGAGAGGUGGAACAAAAUUGGGCCACGUUACAGGGAGGUGAGAUGACCAUCCAGACGACGCAAGCAUCAGAGGCCACCCAGGCAGUGGCAUCAUUGGCAGAGGCCGCAGUGGCAGCUUCCCAGGAGAUGCAGCAGGGAGCUACGGUCACCAUGGCGCUUAACAGUGAAGCUGCCGCCCAUGCUGUCGCCACCCUGGCUGAGGCCACCUUACAAGGUGGGGGACAGAUCGUCUUGUCUGGGGAAACCGCAGCAGCCGUCGGAGCACUUACUGGAGUCCAAGAUGCUAAUGGCAUCUUUAUGGCAGAUCGUGUAGGUUAUAAGUGGAUUUUACUGACUGACAAGGCCACAGGCCUGGUCCAGAUCCCCGUGAGCAUGUACCAGACGGUGGUGACGAGCCUCGCCCAGGGCAACGGGCCAGUGCAGGUGGCCAUGGCACCCGUGACCACCAGGAUAUCGGACAGCGCGGUCACCAUGGACGGCCAGGCGGUGGAGGUGGUGACGUUGGAACAGUGACCCUGGCCAUCUCAUGGCAUUGUUUUCUAGUCUACUUCAACAUUUUUUACACGUUUGCAGAGGUGCAAUCAAAUGAAAUUAAGUCUCUUGACUUUGGAAGAAAAGUUUUGUUAACCUUUUUUUUUUAAAAGGAAGAAAGGCAGCGGAUUUUGGAAUUGCAUUUUUAAAGCACCACUCUUGAUUUUCCGGGAUUGGUGGAGUGAGAAACUGCAUUGUCAAUUUCACUGUCCAAAAAAGCCAAAUUGUGGCAGGACUCCUUUCUGCGGAAACGUGUGUGUAUACUUAUGUGUGUGUAUGUGUGAGUGUGAAUAUAUGUCUAUGUGUACAUAUGGACAUACACAUUUACAUAUAUGUAAAGUAUAUAUAUAUAUACAUAUAUUUGUAUGAAACCCGCAUGGAAUUAUCUGUAUGAAAUCAAGGUGAGCUGUGGAAACAGUAAUUCACCCAGUUUAGUGGGUGGUAGGGUACGUGGCCAGACACAGUCUCCCAGCUUUUGUUCAUACCAGGGUCAUACGUUGAGCUACUGACAAACUCAGGCAGAGGUGACCAUGCCCUUCACCAAAGCUGCCUCCAGUGGCCACCUGGAACUCCCUGUUGGACUUGCCUGGGGAAGGGGGCUCCAGAAUGGCCGGUGUGGGCGUGUGCUUGCCAGGCCGGGGCUGCGAAGCCUGCCCGCUGAGAUGCCCCUCGGGCUGGCCCAGGUGCUGACCUUGCCACAGGAGAGGAAUGUCCUGGAAGCUCUAGGCAGGGACAAGAGGGUCUCCUCAGCCCCCCAUCUCCUCCCCUUCCCAGGAUGCCUCUUGAUCUCAUGACCAUUAAAAUGUUGGUCUGGUUCUAAGGUCAGUCCUGAACUGGUCGUGUAUAUGAACUGAAGGUAACAGAAGUAUUAAGGGUCUGAGGAGCGCGUGUGUGAGUGGCUCAUGGCUGUGCGCGUGCGUGAGCAAGCUAGUGGGUGCGUGCGUGCGUGCGUGUGCUUGUGGGUAGGGGAGAAUGGGAGGGGGCAGGAGAGGUUGGAAGGGAGAUGAAGGAGAGCAGUCCUCUUAGGCCAGGGUAUGACUGGGAGCAGGCUUCUCCAGCUGGUGGGAGCUGGACAGAGGAGACGCUACAACAGAGAGGAAGAGCCUGGGUGUGGCCAUAGCGCCCUGACUGUGCUUGGCCUCGUGAGAACAGGGCCUGGCCUGAUUAGUACUUGUGGGGCGGAGGGGUGGCCUGGCUCGGGGAAGGUGGCUCUCACAGUGGGGUAUGUGGAAAAGGACUCAGGUGUUUCUGGACUGCCGGCUCAGGCCCUCUUCACAAGGGACCCACCAGGCCUGUAUCUGGUAGCCUGGGGCACCCACUGGGGCCUCAGCCCAGGCAUGUCUCCAUGGCCAGACCCCUGCUCCUGAGUACAGGGACAGCUCUUUUCCUCCUCCUGGCCCCCGUGUGUGAUAGUGUAUUUAAUGUGGUUUUUUAAUGCGACAUUAAAAGAUUCCUCAUGUCUUGCUCAGCCUUUGAGAAAAGUUUCAGAUUCUUGUAUUUGCUUGUUUUAUAUAAAACUACCCAAUGUUCUUUGUAUGUUCUUUUCUGUACGUAAUGGGGGGAGGGAAGGGAAAUUUACAUAUAAAUAGUCCUAGUUCUACAAUUUGUUAUUUUUUUAAUUAUUAUUUUUUAUCGUCAUUGUGAAGCUGUCCAGGGGCUUUAAAGUCCGUGUUCCUUUAUGGUGAAAUAACCUCCUCAUAGUUUGAGAAAUUGCCAAGAAGAAGAAAAAAGCAAACCCCGUAGCAGAGCAUGGAUUCCGUGUUGUUUUCCAUUCUGUCUAUUACUGCCUCGUUCAAUAAAUAGUUAAAAAUGUGGCAA
Carlito syrichta (Philippine tarsier) is the source of this 3580-nucleotide messenger RNA. It is a transcript of the gene NRF1, whose product is annotated as nuclear respiratory factor 1. Lineage: Eukaryota; Metazoa; Chordata; Mammalia; Primates; Tarsiidae. Gene Ontology annotation, cellular component: nucleus. Gene Ontology annotation, biological process: regulation of transcription by RNA polymerase II. The record is from RefSeq and is a predicted model, not a curated record. Gene Ontology annotation, molecular function: RNA polymerase II cis-regulatory region sequence-specific DNA binding; DNA-binding transcription factor activity, RNA polymerase II-specific.